Messenger RNA from Amoebophrya sp. A120, 1763 nucleotides. The record is from the annotation of a GenBank genome assembly. NCBI's taxonomy places the organism in Eukaryota, Dinophyceae, Syndiniales, Amoebophryaceae.
AGAAUCAGCACCGUCAGACGAGAGAAAAUUCGAGGGGUUGAGGACCAAAAAACUCCGGUGCUUCAGCGGCGCCGCGCGAGAAUGAUCCGAUAAAAAGAAAAGACAGCAGGUAGGAAGAAACCUUGCACCAAUAACACCAAAUGGCGUCGCUUCGGUUUGCACUCCGGCCGGAAGCAAUUGCUUCCCGGAGUGCAGCAGCUGCUUUUGGGUCGGUACGCCUCGGAGGGCCGGCGCUCGUCGCGCAGCAAGGCCGGCAGCCAUACGUGGUUACACGCGCGCGUGUUCUUGUCACCGCGGAUGUGGCACCCUACUACGGCAACAGCUCGCGUCCGAUCAGCACGUCGCUUUCAGGCCAUGGAAGCAGCAGCAGCUUUUUCCUGCCCCGGCGUAUCAACGAAAACCACUGCGCACCUGGAUCUACUACCUUCCUCCAGCGCCACCUCCCAAAUCGUCGCACCUUUUUCACGCGAACCUGCCCGCGAAUGCUCGAAGCGCAGAUGGGCACGAAAACGAAAGCGGUGGAUCUCCGUGCGGGAAUGAUUUACCAGGAGGGCAACGACCCGGAUUUGCGGCUGUGUGUCCGGUGGGAACCGUACAAGAAGGGACGCUUAUUAAAUGUACAUAUGUCUGGGUCUGGAAACUUGGAGCUUGUAGUGCGAAUCCUACACUCCUGUAAAAUCUGUAUUGCAGGACUAACAAGAUAAAGACGCCCCCUUCUGUCAUACAAAAGCGCAGUCUCUCAUGGGGGCCGCCUAUGAGAAAGGUGUUUCGGCAAACUUGUCAUGCUUGGGGUGCGUUGGGAAGUAAUUCAGGCAUCCACAGUUCAGCAUCACAAGUUUCCAGACCCAGAUGUAUUUGCACUGGAUAACGCUACCAGGUUCACUACAAGGUAGACUACAAGAAAAUCACCGGGGCGGACCGGGCGGUAUCAAAUGCAAAAGCAUCGUACUAGUAUAAAUUGCAUUACAAAUCAGAUCAGCAUUACAAAUGAAAUUUACAAUGCUGUUUUAGCUUGAGAAAAAACAUUUGUCAUGCCUAUUUGCAAUUAGUAACAGAGUGCGGUACUUUUGCAAUGCAUGGGCGGGGGGUUACAGCAAGUACUUUUGCGAGGACGUCGUGCGGGUGGUAAAAUUAUGCAUUGCAAAAGUAUCGUACUCGUAUAAAUGCAUUACAAAUUUUCUCAGCAUGAGAAAUGAAAUUUGUAAUGCGGAUUUACCUAAAGAAGAGGACUUGUAAUGCAUGACUGCAAUUACUACGAGUACGAUACUUUUGCACAGGAUAAAAAUUGUCGAAGACGGGCUACUACUUCAGCUACGCAGAUUAUCGCAAGAAAAAAGUGUUACAGCUACACAUUGCGUUGCAGGCGUGGCAUGACAGAUAAGCUCUAUUAUGCCGGAUAUGCACGGGACGAGCCUUGUUUCAUACGUGCUUUUAUUUCGUGGGAUUUCUGCAAUGCAGGUUUGUUUCCCUCUCAUGCAGAUGAGAAAUUUGUGCUGCUGAAUCAAUUGACAACAAAUGUGUAACUUUUAACACUUUUUUCGUGUGAUACAGAUCGGGAAAACGGCUGCAUCGUGGUAACGACCGACGACUUUGAGGAGGUGCAGCUUCCCAUGAAACACGUGGGCAAGAUGGUCUUGCAGUUUCUGGAAGAGGCAGUGAAGCCGGAUGACAAAAUCAUCGUCCACCGUGAUGAGCAGGGCGGGUUUGUAAAAAUCGAAUGGCCAAAGAGCUAUGGUGCGUGGCUACGGGAGCGGGGGAAUUAG